AUGGCAUUGCCUCCUGGCUAUGAUGUUGAUUGGCAGUCUGUUGAAGGGGCAAAUUCAGACUCAACUCUUUCUGCCUCUGACCACUCUUUCUUCUUCAAGAAUGACAGCAACAGUUUCUUUGGAAUAGUGGUAUAUGUUGAUGAUAUUCUAGUUGCCACUACACAUCCAGAGAUGACUGGGGAUUUCAAAACCUUUUUAUCACAACAUUUCAAAUUUAAGGAUCUUGGAUCUCCCAAAUACUUCCUUGGACUAGAGAUUGCAAGAAAUAAGAAAGGCAUAUUGAUAUCUCAUAGGAAGUAUACAAUGGAUUUAUUGAGGGAUGCAGGAAUGUUUGGUUGUAAGCCCUCUGCUGUGCCUAUGGAUCCCUUGAAGAAAUUGAAGUUAGACUCAGACACUCCCUUAAAAGAUGCAUCGAAAUAUAGAAGACUCAUUGGAAGAUUACUCUAUCUCUGCAUCACUAGGCCAGAUGUCACUUUUGCAGUGCAUAAACUAAGUCAAUAUGUUUCAAAUCCAAGCGAUGAACACUGGGAAGCAGCUGAGAAGAUCCUCAGAUAUUUGAAAAGUUCACCUGGACAUGGCCUGUUCUAUUUGAGCAACAGUAAAGUGAGCUUAAGUAUAUUUUCUGAUGCAGACUGGGCAGCAUGUCCAGAUACAAGAAAGUCUAUAACUGGAUAUUGUCUAUUCCUUGGCUCCUCAAUGGUUUCAUGGAAAGCAAAGAAGCAAACAACUAUUUCUCGGUCAUCAGCAGAGGCUGAGUACAGAGCAAUGGCUCAGGCUACAUGUGAAGUAGUAUGGGCAACUGCUCUCCUCAAGGACUUUGGAAUAAAAGUUGAGAAGGUUGUUCCACUAUAUUGUGACAAUCAAUCGACCAUCCACAUUUGUUCAAAUUCAGUUUUCCACGAGAGAACUAAGCACAUUGAGAUUGAUUGCCAUACAGUAAGAGAGAAAUUUCUAGAAAAUGUGAUAAAGUCGUUGCACAUUAGAAAUAAUCUUCAACUGGCAGAUAUCUUCACUAAACCCUUAGGGACGUUGGCUUUUCGUUCCAUACUAAGCAAGAUGAAUUUUGAGAGCUUAUACAAUCCAUCUUGA
Molecule: messenger RNA, 1089 nt
Organism: Salvia splendens (bonfire salvia)
Lineage: Eukaryota; Viridiplantae; Streptophyta; Magnoliopsida; Lamiales; Lamiaceae
Exons: 2
Coding region: 1-1089 (362 amino acids)
Source: RefSeq, a predicted model, not a curated record